Molecule: messenger RNA, 6877 nt
Organism: Xiphophorus hellerii (green swordtail)
Lineage: Eukaryota; Metazoa; Chordata; Actinopteri; Cyprinodontiformes; Poeciliidae
Gene: bicc1a
Product: BicC family RNA binding protein 1a
Exons: 21
Coding region: 348-3257 (969 amino acids)
Cellular component (GO): cytoplasm
Molecular function (GO): RNA binding; protein binding
Source: RefSeq, a predicted model, not a curated record
UGUGUGCUGGUAGAGGCUCCGUUAACUCUGCAGACAGACGAACAACAGCGAGCGGAUCUCUGAGGUGCUGCUGCUGCUGCUUACUUUUAGGAGUCUGUCCAAUGGGGGGAAAACGACUGGGCUUGAAGUAACCGCGGAGGAAAAAUUCUAAAUAAUAAUAUUAAUAAUAAAAACUUCGACUGCCCUACAAUGAGCACGCACGACGCCUCGAAGUGACGGAUUUUUUCUAAGUUAACAGACGUCUGUUUUUUUAUUUUUUUAUUUUAUUAUUGUCUUUUUUAUUUAUUUAACUCUAGCUUUAAAAGUCAAAUCGCUGUGGCCCCUGGAGAAAGUUACCGUGCGGCGCCAUGGCUGCCCAGUGCGACACUCUGAGCGGAUACUUGCAGCAGCAGCAGUCGGACCAGGGCUCAAACAGCGAGCGCAGCACCGACUCCCCUCUCCCCGGAUCAGAGGAGGACCUCAGCGGGCCCCAUCCGCUACCAGACCCGGAGUGGACCGAGGAGAGGUUCCGUGUGGACCGUAAGAAGCUGGAAAUCAUGUUGUUAGCUGCCUCAGAGGGGAGAGUGAACGGCGGAGAGGAUUUCUUUCAGAAGAUCAUGGAUGAAACCCAAACACAGAUAGCCUGGCCUUCCAAACUGAAGAUUGGAGCCAAGUCCAAAAAAGAUCCACACAUCAAGGUGUGCGGGAAACGAGAUAACGUGAGGGAAGCUAAAUACAGAAUCAUGUCUGUCCUUGACACAAAGAGCAACAGGGUGACGCUGAAGAUGGACGUUUCCCACACAGAGCACUCGCAUGUCAUCGGCAAAGGUGGGAAUAACAUCAAGAGGGUGAUGGAGGAGACGGGGUGCCAUAUCCAUUUUCCUGACUCGAACAGGAACAACCAGGCAGAGAAAAGCAACCAGGUGUCUAUCGCAGGGCAGCCAGCAGGCGUGGAGGCAGCACGUGUAAAAAUAAGGGAGCUGCUACCUCUCGUGCUGUCCUUCGAGCUUCCAGCCAUCAUGCAAUCAGACCCCAGCUCCCCCACUGUGCAGCAUAUCUCACAGACGUACAACCUCACCGUUUCCUUCAAGCCCCCAACGCGUCUCUACAGGGCCACCGGAGUCAUUCGUGGUUCACAGAAUAAUGUCAACACAGUAAAGAGAGGCACAGCUCUGUUGCUGGAACAUCUGGCUGGUAGUCUGGCAAGUACCAUCUCCAUCACCACCCACCUCGACAUCGCGCCGCAGCACCACCUUUUUAUGAAGGGACGCAACGGCAGCAACAUCAAGCACAUCACCCAGAGGACCGGAGCCCAGAUCCACUUCCCCGACCCCAACGGCCCCCAGAAGAAAUCCACCGUCUACAUUCAGGGCACCAUCGAAUCCGUCUGCCUUGCGCGGCAGUAUCUCAUGGGCUGCUUGCCUCUGGUAUUAAUGUUUGACAUCAAAGAGGACAUUGAGGUGGAACCUCAGUGCAUCACGGCACUAAUGGAGCAGCUGGAUGUCUUCAUCAGCAUCAAACCAAAGCCAAAGCAACCCAGCAAGUCCGUGAUAGUGAAGAGUGUGGAGAGGAAUGCCGUCAACAUGUACGAAGCUCGGCGUUUCCUCUUGGGUCUCGAGAGCAACGGGGUGUCUUGUUCCUCACCCUCCCUGGCACUGAAUCCCACCACUAAUGGUCCAUCGCCGUCCCUCAUAUGCCCCGUUGGCCUGGACAUCCUGGCCUCAGCUGGCCUGGGGCUGAGUAAUCUGGGUUUCCUAGGUGCGACGGCGCCCCAUUCCCUCCCCGCCUCGGCCACCCCGAACACGGUUCUGAACAGCCUGAACUCGGCUCUGAGCCCCCUGCAGACGCCGAGCCCCAGCACCCCCACACCAGCCCCCUCCAUGUGGCCCAGUUCGCUCACCAGCACCCAAAGCUUUGCGUCCCAGCUGGUGCUGCACCCUGCAGCUCAGGCCACCCUGAACAGCAUCCUGAUGUCAGGCAUGCAGGGUUACACACUCAGCACGCCGUCUCCUCCGCCCGGCCUCGCCCCCAUAGACAAGCAGCCAAACGGGGUCCCUGAAUGCACGCUAAACGGACACGUCAAGCAUCCUGGUUACGGGAGUUUAGCGACGGCAUCCCUCACAGAGACCGUCUUAAGUCCGACUCCAUGCGACUCGGCCCAGGAGGCCAGUGGACACAGUCCCUCAGAGCCGCUGUCAAGCAAGUCUAACCCAGACGAAGGCUCUGAUACAUUUGUGGAAGUGGGCAUGCCGAGAAGCCCCUCUCACUCAGCCAAUGGGAGCGAGCUGAAACAGAUGCUGGCUUCGUGCAAGACGUCACCUGGGAAGCGACAGGCUGUGGACUUCCUGCAGGGCACCAAGAACUCCUAUCUACAUUCUGACUGCCUCCUGUCGGACGCCGAGUCCAGCUCGUCGGACGGUCCUGUGGCGGAUAAGAGGGCACCGGGCAGUGAGCGGGCAGCCGAACGGGCAGCACAGCAAAACGAGAGGGAGAGGAUCAGACUGGCGCCACAGACUUCUUUUGCCAACAUGCAGGCGUUCGACUACGAACAGAAAAAGCUGUUGGCGACCAAAGCAAUGUUAAAGAAACCCGUGGUGACGGAGGUGCGGACCCCGACCAACACCUGGAGCGGUCUGGGCUUCUCAAAGUCCAUGCCAGCUGAGACCAUCAAGGAGCUGCGGAGAGCCAAUCACGUCCCGUACAAACCCAGCAUGAGCACCACUUAUGAGGGUUCUCCACUGUCCCUCUCUCGAUCCGGCAGCCGGGAAGGCGUGGGAAAUGGCAGUGACUCGGACAACUGGAGGGAGAGAAACGGGAACGGCCUGCCGAACCACACAGAGUUCCCCUCCGCGGUCAGCAGCCCGAAGAGAAAGCAGAACAAAUCUGCUGCAGAGCAUUACCUCAGCAGCAGCAACUACAUGGACUCAAUCUCUUCAGUAACCGGCAGCAACGGCUGCAACCUGAAUUCAUCCCUGAAAGGCUCCGACUUGCCUGAGCUCUUCAGCAAGAUGGGCUUAGGGAAGUACACCGACGUCUUCCAGCAGCAGGAGAUUGACCUCCAGACAUUCUUGACUCUAACAGACCAGGACCUGAAGGAACUAGGAAUCACCACCUUUGGUGCUCGCAGGAAAAUGCUACUUGCCAUUUCAGAACUAAACAAGAACCGGAGGAAGCUUUUUGAGCCACCCAUCAGGUCCUCCUUCCUGGAGGGGGGAGCCAGCGGCCGACUCUCCCGCCAGUUCCACGCCGAAGUGGCCAGCGUCAGCGGACGGUGGUAGGCCUCAUCUGGAAACCGUCCGUGAAGACCCAGCUGUCUGUGCUCUUUUUUUUUUUUUUUUUUUCAUUGGUGCCCAAGUUUCUGCGGUUGUGUACUCCCUGCCUCCCCUCGUUUUUAUUUUUUUUAUUUUGUAAAGUGUUGCAUUAUUUUGCAGUAAAAAAAAAAGAAGUUAUUUUUAUAAAAAGCCAUAGUUGUGCCUUAAGUGCCAACUAAAGAUAAGGGAUGUUUCAGUGUUAACUCCUUCCAGAGCAUUUCUGUUGAAGGGUAACGUUGUGGUUCUGAAGAAGGGUAAUGUCCAGUAUUUCUCACCGUGUUUUGUAUUAAGGGAACAGGCAGAAUGAUUAGUACAAUCCUUUUACAGAUUGAUACUACCUGCAUUCGUGUUAUGCGAUUGUAUCAGUGACAUGCACUUUAUUACUAGAUUUUUGCCUGUGAGAGCCUUACUCCUUACAAUGAAGGAAUAUUAACUAUACUUUUUUUUUUUAAAUAAAAGCACAGAUGCAUUUUGUACCAAAAAGAAUAAUAAUUAUUAAAAGGAAGCACUUAGCCAAUGAGAUUAGGGCUCCAUCAAAUAAAGCAGGUCACCACACCGGAGCAGUGACUCGACCCACUUUAAAGGACUAGUAAAGGAUUUAAGAAGUGAGGUUCGGUUAAGAAGUUAUAAGCAGUUAUAAUAUUAACUUGAGUAGAUACAUUUUUUUAAUGUAUAUAAAUAAUUGCCGAUGUUUGAUCCUAGCUGAAGCUAACUAUAAACCAGAUUUCUUACACCUUAGAAAAUAUGGCUGUUUUACUGCCGUCACAUUUCCAUUGGACGCCUUGUUGCACAGAAACCGAAAGGUGUUUACGCAGGAAAUGAAGACCAGAGGUGGCACACCAUUAAUAAUCUUCCUCUGCAAACACUUGCUGAGAAUGGAGCAUGUAAAGCUUUUAAGCUUAUGGUAACUGUCUGAUGUAAAAGUAAGGCAAUUCUUAAAAUUGCCUUCAUAUAAUCUGCUAUGAUAAUCUCGCCUUUUAUUUAAGACAGCUAUGCUUAAAUAAACUAUAUGUUCCUCUCUCAGAAUACGUUUCACAUAGGAAGAUUACCGGUGGCACACCACCUCCGAUCCUUCAUCACCUGUUUAAAAUGUGUUUAUAAAUAAACCACCCAAUGCAGACAAAGCGACAGUUGAAGCGUUUAUAAAGAGGCGUGUUCAGAAACUGCUGUGAUGGUUUUGAGUCCGGAUUUGUUUUUCAUCUGUUUGGUCUUUGGCUUCUUUCAGACUAUCACGAUGUGUACCGGAUGAUAUUGCUAUCUAUUCCAAGUAAAAUAUUAACCGCUUGCAGCUUUUUUUCAUUACAGCCUCACUUCAAAAAUCCCGACCUAUCUCUUUAAACAAGAAUAAACCAAAGGAAAUACCUGUGGCCUUUUACCAUUGGCUGUCUUCAGUGUGUCAGUAGGAUGACAUUCCUCUUUGUCUGUGUAUCUCUAGACAAAGCAAAACUCAAUCUUUUGUACUCUUACCGCAUUAUGAUUUUAUGUUUAGUUUUGUUACUAUUUUAGGCGAAUGAGUGGAAUGUUUAUUGUUAAUCAGUUUACAUAUGUAUUUUUUUAUGUUCAUGAUGAGUUUCUAUGAUUUUAUUUUGUCUUUAUUUUUGGCAUUUAUUGCAUCUUUUACUUAUUUCUGCCCCUAAAUCUGUGGAGCCAUGAUAUGGCUGUGCCAUAACACAGCAGCAGAAAAGUGUGGAUAGGCUAAGCCUUAAAAGAGUCCUCUUUCUGAUCAUGUCAGCAGUUGCUUUUCUCCGUUUUUGGGUUUUUUUUUGGUUUUUCUUUGUUUCUGUUUUUUUUUUUUUUUUUGCUCAUAGUGCAUAUUUCAUCCAUUAUUUGUCAGCUCCAUGUGCUUUAAAUCAUCUCUAUAUUGCUUGUAUCUGGAGCGUGAGAUUCUUUGCCAAGACUUGCUUGCCAUUUUUUUUCUUUUCUUUUUUUUUUUUUUAAUUUAGAGAAAGCAAAGACCUCAUAACAGAGCAAAGCUGUGCGUUUGUAGAGUUAAGUGCCAAUGUACAUAAGUCGUUUUCAGCAGGGAGAUGUCUUGUUAAUAACACUAAUAUUUUGGUCUGACCUUCCUUGUCCAGAUAGAUCAUGCAUCACACAAAAAGUCAAUAUGACUGGUCUAGUGUUAGACUUCAUGCUAGACACAAAUAUGGAGAAAUAAAUUUGCUAAAAGGGUUGAGAUUUAAGAGAAAAACAAACAAAAAUCCGGAUUUUUCUAUUAUCGGUCCACUCAAUCUUAUAUCCAACAAACCUAGUUAAGCAGUCUUCAGUGAAGUAACAAGAUUAUGCAUGCACCGAUGUUUAUCAUCAGAGCCUUUGUCGGUUCUGUAUUCCUGUAAUAUUUUCAGGAAUGUGUUUUGAAAAGGAAAAACGUCUUUUCCCAGCAGUUCAUUAACUUGGAUAGCUGAAAUAUUAUUUUAUUUUCUGUGAUGUUCUUAAAAUAUCUCUGACUUAAUCUAGACACCAUUUCCCAGCGUCCGGAGCAUGUUCAAGUGCAAUUAAAUGGCUUGUUGUAAAGUUGUUGUUUAUAUUUGCAGUACAUUAAUUGUAAAAGGGAAGAAUGAGAACUGUAUUAGUUUAAUUGAGAGUAGAAUGUAUAAAAUCCCUCAGACAUAUCUUAUCUGAAUUCAAUUUAGAUGUAAAGAACCAGCGAUCCAUCCGUGACCAAAAACAAAACUAAGGGAAUCGAUCAGUUAUUCAUGCUUUUAGACUUGAGCCUUUUUUCUGUUUACUUUUCAACGCUCUUCACAUCUGAUUUCAGCCGUUUUCACUGAAUAAUAUUCUGACAUGGUUGCUAAUGCAGACCAGGGACAGUAGGGUUUUUUUUGUUUGUUCGUUUGUUGUCGUAUCUUUCGAGUCUUACAAAGUGAUGAAGAGAUUAAAUUAGAGUGCGCGUCUGUAUUCCGAGAGAAAAACCGGGGGGCGGAUUCGCCUCGACUCAUCAUGGUACGCACAUCCGAGCUCUCGCAGCGCUGCGACUCGUCUUCCUGCUCUGGUGGACGUUUGUUUUGUCUCCUCUCGUUGCUCAGAGGAGCUUCUAGGGUUAGCGUCUCAUCAAGUGAGUGUUGUUUGGAGAACUAUUGAUUAUGUUCCUGCAGCUCAAAUGCAGAUCAGCAAAAAACAAAACGGACAAAAAAAGAAGUUCAAUAAGUCCAAGUUCAUCACCAGCUUGUCAAGUAUUUCCCUUUAUUAGUGUUUUCUCGGUUGUGUCUAAGACUUGUAUUGUUCUUCGCAAAGGGAUGUAUUUGAAUGAAUCUUUGUACUGCAGUCAAAUGGUACAUUUAUAGUAAAUGUAAACCACUACAGGAAUUAUGUAUUAUGUAUUUCUGUUUUCUUCUUAUACAUCUGUUUUUUUUUUUGUUUGUUUUUUUUUUUGUCCGAGAAAAGGUACAAUUCUUUUCAAUGUUCCUGGAAAGAAAUGGCGUGUAAAACAUUUCCAUGAGGCCGAAGUUCUGUUCAUGUGCCUUCUGUUGAUGCUGGUGUUAUUCUAACUGUACGGUAGCAAAGACACAAGCAGAAAUCAUCCAGCAGAAAAAAAAAAAAUGUUCAAAGAUUCCAAUAAAUAUGAAGGAAAUAAAUUUAUGAAAAAAAUC